Molecule: messenger RNA, 417 nt
Organism: Octopus sinensis (East Asian common octopus)
Lineage: Eukaryota; Metazoa; Mollusca; Cephalopoda; Octopoda; Octopodidae
Product: acyl-CoA-binding domain-containing protein 6 homolog
Exons: 4
Coding region: 166-417 (83 amino acids)
Biological process (GO): protein ubiquitination
Cellular component (GO): cytoplasm
Molecular function (GO): protein binding; ubiquitin-protein transferase activity
Source: RefSeq, a predicted model, not a curated record
UGUUACACAUCUCUGGUCACAAUGUGCUUUGCAUCAUUUCAUCUUUCAAGCAGGCCAGUGAGUGUUCCCCCUAAUCACAACACAAGUCUAUUGGAGGGUGAUCCAUUUACAGCUGAGUGGACUGCAGCAAAGUGAAAUGAGGUGUUUUGCUCAAGAAUACAAGACAUGGAUGUAAAUAAGAUUAUAAGCAACAUUCUGGAUGGGGACUUUGAAGAUGUUGAACGACUUAUCAAAGAAAAUCCUGAUAAAGUUAACCAAAUAGAUUCUGACAGUAAAACUUUCUUAAUGGCAGCUUGUGAACAGGGCAGCACAAGUCUAAUAGCCUUCUUGAUAGAAUCUGGAGCCAAUAUGGACAUGAGUGACAAAGAAGGUCUGACAGCAUUACAUUAUGCUGUGUAUAGCCACCUAACGGGAUGA